Molecule: messenger RNA, 5075 nt
Organism: Papilio polytes (common Mormon)
Lineage: Eukaryota; Metazoa; Arthropoda; Insecta; Lepidoptera; Papilionidae
Gene: xmas
Exons: 10
Coding region: 200-4936 (1578 amino acids)
Biological process (GO): mRNA export from nucleus
Cellular component (GO): cytoplasm; nucleus; transcription export complex 2
Molecular function (GO): RNA binding
Source: RefSeq, a predicted model, not a curated record
CAGAUGAGAUCUUAACGUUUGACAAGUGUGUAAUAAAUGUAAUGAAUUUUUCGAUACGUUAUAUCAUGUUUUUAUAAAUUAAUUCGAACUUCCCCCAACGAAAACAAUUUGCAUAUCUUUACUAUUUGAACAUACGAGUUAUGUACGUCAUUUACUGAAAAAUGUGUAUUAAAUAACGCAACAGUCUAUUCUCAUAAACAUGGAAUCAAAUUCAAUAAAAAAGAAAAGUACUGUGUUCGAUAAUAUUAACACUAAAACAUCGAUCACCUGUACAAAUGUUCCUGAUGGAUUAUUUGAUACGCCAUCAGCCAAGAAACAUUUUAGCAAAUUUGGGCGUGUCCAAAAGAUAAAACUUCUUCCAAAGAAACAAAUGUGUAUUGUUGAAUAUGAACAACUCUCGGGAGUUGAGCAAGCAGUCUUAAAUGCGGGGGCCUUUGAUGGAUUUAUGUUUGAUGUUACUCGUACGAAGACACGAAUACGACACAAGAAAGAUGAAGAUCCUGAAUGGUUACCUGAUCCAGAACUGGAGAUGGAACUCUCAGCUAUGAGAGGUGCUCCUACAUAUAGACUACCACGGCAAAAAGCAAUGGAAAUAGACCCUGUUGUAAAGAAGGCCAAAGUACCAUCUCCUAGAACAUCCAAAAUGAAUAUCAGAAAGACUGUGCCUAUAUCAAGAUUAAAACACAAAAUAAACACACCACCGAGUUCCCUAGAGACUCCAGCAGUGAUCACAGCCGCCACAACUCUAAUCACUUCCGAAGCAGCGGCUGAACUGCACCAAUUGCGCUCCAGGGUCUCCCUCUCUGCAGAUGAACAGUGGAGAACUCUUGAUGCUAGAGACAGGAUCUUACGUAGUUGGGGUGGCGCUGGGUCUAGAGUUAAAGUGGGUGGAGCCACAAUUGGUACUUGUCCUGAUAUGUGUCCUGAGAAGGAAUUGUUACAUCGUCAAGCUGAACAUCAGGUGAUGACAUUAGAGACUGUACCGGAGUCAGACGGGCAGCUGGAGCGGUGUCGCGCGGUGAAGCAGUACAGCCGCAGCUCCGCCGACCAGGAGAUACCGAUGUGCUAUGAGUUACGACCAGCGCACGUGCUCGCUGCCACCUGUGCCUAUCUACUCAACGAGAUCGCUGAUACUGAUCGACAGGUGACAUUAGCGGAUUGGUUCCAUUUCAUGUGGGACAGGUUUCGCGGGAUACGUAAAGAUAUAACACAACAGGCGUUGUGUUGUGCAGAAUCAAUUCGUCUGGUAGAGAUGUGCGGUCGUUUCCACGCGCACUGCGCAGCGCGGCUGGCGGACUUAGCUCACACACAGUUCGAUCAGAAACUCAACACGGACAACUUAACCAAAUGUCUGCAGACCCUCAAACACAUGUACGCCGACGUUGGCCCCGACCUCAAACCAAGAGAAGCGGAAUUUAGAGGAUAUAUCGCCUUACUUAAUUUGGGAGACUCCAAUUUUUGGUGGGAGAUAAAACAAUUACCGAAAGAAAUACAAAAAUCGGACUCAAUUACAUUAGCAAUUCAAGUAUUCACCGCACUGGACAAUAAUAAUUACAUCAGAUUUUUCCGGCUAGUCAAAGAAAAAGCCAAUUAUCUACAAGCAUGCAUUCUAUUAAGAUAUUUUAAUGAUGUUAGAGCACGAGCGCUUGCUAGAAUAGUGAAGGCGUAUGCGCCAAGAGGUGGCUCUAAAUACCCAGCUGAAGAUAUUAUGAAUGCACUCGCCUUCGAGUCCAUAGAUAGUAUGAGAUCAUUCAUAGAUCAUUAUGGUUUACGUUUCUCUAAAAACGAUUCCGAAUUGACAGUGAUAUUAGAUAGAAACCAAUUCAUAGAAGACAGUGAUCCAUAUCCUUUGGCCAGAGCAGCAAAAUUGAUAGAAACGAAACGGAAAUGUACCGUCGGUGAAGUUAUCGCCGGAGGUCCAGUACCAAAACAUGACUAUCGGAAUCAUGUCCUAUAUUCCAGUUUCAACAAAGAUGGCACUUUGAAGGAAACUGCUUUGUUAGCAGAAGAUUUGGGAUAUAAUACCAUAAAUGAUACAAAUAAAGACAUAAAAUUAUUAAAAGCUGAAAUCCGAAGGCUUAAUAGAGAUGGUAGAAAUCUAAAUGAUACAUAUGAUACUUGUGAUAGCACAGAAAUAGUUAAAGAGAAUCGGAAAAAUAUCGUUGUUGAAAUAUCACAGAGUAAAACAACAAAGUCAAAGGCAAUAGUCGCGCCCGUGAGAAAUGAGACGGUAAACAAAAUGUUUUCAUUUCAACCCGCUUUGAUGGUUGCCCCAUCGGACAUAAUAAAAGAUUUUAAAACAAAUUAUACAAAAGAAAAAUUCAGUUUUUCCAAACCUCAGCAGGUCACUGAGGCGAGUAACUCAUUCAAAAUUUCUAAACCUCAAGAAAACACGGAGAAUAAAAGCAUUUUUACAUUUUCCAAACCCCCAGAGGUUACUAAAAAUGUUUUCACGUUUUCCAAACCUCAAGUGGUAUCUGAUAGCAAAAUAGACAAAGAAACAUUAAAAACUUAUGAUUUCAAAAAGCCAAUUAUUGUAGAUUCCAGAAAAAAUCUUGAUUUUAGCAGCGGCGAUGGAAAUAAAUUAAACGGCGGUUUUAAGGGUAAACCUUCUUUGUCAAGUAGUAUAUUCUCAAAAUCUAAUAAAUCAAAUACUCAAAACGUAACAGAAACAGGUAGUAAAUUGUCACCUGGAAGCUUGUUUAAAAAGGCACAUACAGAUGCAGAUCAAAUAUUUGCCUCUGGCACAGCAUCAAAAGAUGUUUAUGAAUUUGAAGAAGACGAUGAUCCAAUUAAAACAUUUAAUGAAGAAAAAACUAAAUCAGCUAAGAAGCAAAUGGAGGAUGAGAGAAAAAGGAAAGAGGAAAAGAAAAAGAUCGAAGAAGUGCUUAAGAAGAAAAAAGCUGAAGAAGAAGAAAGAGCAAAAUUAAAACAAAAAGCGGAGAAGGAAAAAACAUUCAAAGAAACUGUGGAAAAGAAUUCAAAGGCAUUAGUCAACGAACUUUUAGAAGUGCUCACUAAAGAGACUGUACAAAAUCUAAUUGAAGAAGAGGUACAAAGUUUAAAAGAUGUAAUAGUAGAUUCUGAAAAGGUAAUCGAGGAAUUAUUAAACGAUUUGUGCAAAGACAUUUGUACCUCUGAAGUAAAUGCCGAAAUGUUUUGGGCGAAGAAAUUAAUGAAGAAAUGGUUUUAUGUUUGGCAAAAGCAGUGCAUUAAAAAUAUAAAAAGAAGGAGCUUUCUGGAAGAUACGCCUGUUUGGUUAACAAACUUUACACCUGCAGAGGAAGCUAGAAAUUUGAAUAGAGUUUUGAAAAUUUCACCAUUAAAGAAUAUGAAAUUAUAUGGCUUUAAAAGAUAUAAAGUUAGUGAACCUGAUGAAAUGUCUUCGCUAAAACCAUAUAAUAUUUUGGACAUAAUUAGAUCAACUCUUUUAAAAAGAAUGAGAGAAAUAAACUAUCCAUAUGAUAAAUGUUUCUUUUGGAAAGUGACUUUAGUGGUUCCAGGAUCUGAUAAGUGGCUCUACAGGAGAGUGAAUGUAGAAAGUUGGCUCCUUGAAGUUUUAGGUGAUAAAAAUAAGAAAGACAAAAGUGAUGGUGUGAUUAAUGUUAAAAAACAAACAUGGAAUAAUUUAAUGGAUUUCGCCAUAUCUGUUGGUCUGGCAAACAAAAAAAUAUUGUCGAAACAUCGUGAAGCUAUCGAGGGUACCAAUGGAUUUUUAUUUUAUGCUGAAGAAAAGGAGGUUGACUUAUUAAAUGCAAUUGAAGAAACAAUGAAAUGUACAUAUUCAUAUCAAUUAGUGCCUGUUGCUGUUAUUAUUCCUUCAUGGGACGAAGCAGCCAUAAACAAAAUAAAAGAAAAACUAGACAUAUUGUUAAAUAAAAAUUUAAUAUCCAGUUACAAAAUAAUUAUAGUUCAAAAGAUCAAAUUAUUUGAAUCUCUGGACAUGUGCACUAAAAGUGCAUUAAAGUGGCUAGCUAAAAAUUGUCCAAAGAGUCCCCCAAUUGAAAUUGAUCACUUAAAAUCAAUAUGCCAAAGAUAUCUUGGCAAUGAAAUAUGGCAAAGAUUAAGAUGUGAAACGGACAGCAGAAUGGCAAUAGUUAAACAAGAUUUAAAUAAACUAGUCAACUGUUAUAAUGUGGCAGUAGAUAAACUGACCGAUGUUAUAACAAAUACAGAAAUAUUUAAUUAUCCUUCAUUUCCAUUGGAGUUUGAUCAAUACUUGGACCACAGCUCUCCAUAUCCAAAACCAUAUGAAUUUAUAUCAAGCAGUGUGAAACAGAACGAAAAUGUGUUAGCAAUAAAAGCAUUUAUGAAAAAACUAAAAUUAGUGCAGUCGGCCACUGAAUUUAAACCUGUGAAUGCCAUAAACAUGGAAGAACAAAUAAAAAGUUACUGCAGUCAGGUUGAAUGUUUGGAAAACCCUCAAAAGGUCGCUUACAAAGUUAUAGCUAUUCUUCCUAAUGAUUUUUACAAUACUCAAAAACCAUCUGCAGAAUUCAAGAAAUUCUUCCAAAACUACAGUUUAAUUGAUUUCUUAAAUAUUGUGGUCUAUGAAAAGAUAAACAGUUUGCAUAGUUUUGAUAAUUUAUGUGCUAUUUAUGAAAAAGCUUCAUUAGAAGAAUAUCGUAAUGUUCACUGGUUGUAUGAUAUUUUCUCUGGUAUGAUGAAGCACAAAGCUGUUGAUUACGAUGAAGACAUAGAUCAUUUUAUCAAAGCUAAACGUCGUAAAUUAGAUGACAAUGAAAUUGAAUAUUACAUGCUUGAUGAUAAAGACUACACAAAGUUUGAAACUAGCUUAGAAGCGGCAAAUGCAAGUAUUACCUCACUAAAAAAUUAUAAGGAUGAAGUAGAUAUUUUGGAAAAACAACUAGAUGAUGAGAAAAAGAAAUCAAAUGCACUAGACAAUAUGUUACAAAUGGCAUUAUUCAAUACUUAACAUUGUUUUUUUUGCAAUUAAUUUAUUGUAAAAAUAUAGCGUGUAUAGAUAAUAAAAUCUAAUGAAUGCAUUUUUUACCUUAUAAUUUUGAAAUGAACACAUUGAUGUUGAUGUGAAUGAAUAAACUGAUUUUCUUUAA